This is a messenger RNA of Vitrella brassicaformis, 897 nucleotides long. The record is from the annotation of a GenBank genome assembly. NCBI's taxonomy places the organism in Eukaryota, Vitrellaceae.
ACCUGCACUAGCAACGCAACAAGCUAAGUGAAAUCGGCCACAGCCGCGGCACGUCAGAUGAAGCAAACCUCUUGAGUAGCUUCUCUUCGAGUCGAAUCUCUUCACACACGGUGGUCGCUCGAUGGAUGCUGCCGACCUCACUCGACUGCUGGCGCAGCCGGCGUCCGCAUUCAAGCCGCCUGAGACGGUCGACGACAGGACCUUCUCUGUUCAGUGGGCGAGCCGUUACCGAUUGAACGAAGAGCAGAUGCGGGCGUUCCAAAUCAUCUGCAGCCACUUGCUGAACCACUGCAAAGGCAACCAAAGACAAACUCUUAAACCACACAAUCAGGCAAACCGAUACGAACGAAGCGAAAAGCACAAGUGCAAUCGAAAAUAAGGACACACAAGUACACACAAGCAGUCCAAGGCAAUCAAACAAGCCGAGGCAAAACUCACAGACACAACACAAGCGGACGAGCACGCUGACAUAUACGCACACAGACAAGCACCAAAUACACACAUUGCUGCGCAGGAGACACGCAGCAAAGUGAAUACGGCAAGCAUCAAUCUGCCAGCUCACAGCCCCGAAGCGAGGCCGGUGUGGGGCCUAUAAGGCCCGUGACUUAUGAAGUCUUCUGGGAAAGCGCUGGCCCUUCGGGGCCCUCUGGCUGCUCACUGCGCGCGGCUAGACACCUGGAAAGCGUUGUACUCCAUCAGCUCGACCGACAAGAGCUGGCUCCAAUACUUGAUCAUGCUCUCACGCAAGACUCCAUCGUCAGUGGCGGGAAUUGUGGCUGAACGGGGUCUCCACUUGGCGAGCAUCUGAGGAAAUCCAUCGUUUUCUCUCCCCACCGGCCGAAUGUCCCGCAGCGAGGGGGACGAACCGAAAGCCGGCUGCGCGGGCGGUAGGGCCAU